CUCGCUGGCGCCGUCGCGAACCUACUGCGUUACAAAAGUUCUGUCGUCAUGGGCCCCGCACCUCAAUCUACCCCACCAUCGCGGGCUGAGUGCGCGAGCGGUGGUCAACCCAAGCUACAUCGUCUCUACUCCCAUCCGUGCUUUACGCGCGACCUGAAUCCGCAUGCCGUCACCUGCGCCGGCUCCCGACACGCGACCCCACCGCGACACCUUCGGGAAGGUGGUCUGCAAUCCUGAGGAUUCUGAGUGGCGACCGCUUCCUUCGCCCGCCCACAUGGUACAUUUCAGGUCGUCAUCGCAGAAAGACCGGCCUGCCAUGGCCACCCAGCCCGAGCAGCCGGCGUCGUCGUCGUCCUCCUCCGCCAUUCCCGGGGCUGGUCUCCAUCCCAACAGCAGCAGUAACAAGAACAACAACAACAACAACAGCAGCAGUAGCAGCAGCAGCAACAACAAUAACAACAACAACAACAACAACAACAACAGCAACAGCAACAACCACGGCUACCACAGCAACAACCCCGCCGCGCCUCUGUGGCAAUCGCCCGCCGCAAUCCCUCCCCGCACCUCGUCCACCAACUCGACCGCCGCCGCAGCGCUCCGGAACCUCCCCGACCACGACUGGCUCCCAGGAUACGCCGCCGCAACCGCCGCCGCCGCCGCCAGCCAUAAGCGCCAGCGAAGCCGCAAAGCGUCGGUCGUCGGCACCACGAGCUUCCCGUCCGCGGCAGCCAUGUCCGCCGCCUCGCAGCCCCCGCCAGACCCCAACCGAUUCGCGACCGAGGACUUCAGCAACCGGCGGACAUGGUCGGAGGAGAAGGACAAGGUGCUGAUGGGGCCCUUUGACUACCUCAACGGGCACCCGGGCAAGGACUUCCGCUCCGCCCUCGUCAAGGCCUUUGACGCCUGGCUGGAGGUGCCGCCCGAGUCCCUCGACGUCAUCACCCGGGUCAUCAGCAUGCUGCACACGGCCUCCCUCCUGGUCGACGACGUCGAGGACAACAGCCAGCUGCGCCGGGGCUUCCCCGUGGCGCACUUCAUCUUCGGCAUACCGCAGACCAUCAACUCGGCCAACUACAUCUACUUUUGCGCCCUGCAGGAGCUCCAGAAGCUCCGGAACCCCAAGGCCGUCUCCAUCUUCGCCGAGGAGCUGCUCAACCUCCACCGCGGCCAGGGCAUGGACCUCUUCUGGCGGGACACGCUGACGUGCCCGACCGAGGACGACUACCUCGAGAUGGUGGGCAACAAGACGGGCGGCCUGUUCCGCCUGGGCGUCAAGCUGAUGCAGGCCGAGUCGCGCAGCCUGAUCGACUGCAUCCCGCUCGUCAACAUCAUCGGCCUCAUCUACCAGAUCGCCGACGACUACCACAACCUCGUCACCAGCCAGUACACGGCCAACAAGGGCAUGUGCGAGGACCUGACCGAGGGCAAGUUCAGCUUCCCCAUCAUCCACAGCAUCCGCUCCAACCCGGGCGACAUGCAGCUGCUCAACAUACUCCGCCAAAAGACCGAGAGCGAGGAGGUCAAGCGCUACGCCGUCAAGUACAUGGAGAGCACCGGAAGCUUCGACUACACUCGCAAGGUCGUCGACGUCCUGAUUGAGCGCGCCAGGAAGAUGACGGACGAGGUCGACGACGGGAGGGGCAAGGCCGAGGGCAUCCACAAAAUCCUGGAUCGCAUGGUUAUCAAAGACUAAGGGGUUUAGGCGCGGGCUUGGUAACGGUGUUGGGAGCAAGUUACUUACUACCCCCCUCUUUUUCAUCAUUGUCUUUUGUUUUUAUAACUUUAUUUUUUUUAUCUUGCAUUGUUCGUUUGGGCGGGCUCAUAUGCAUCGAAACCAGGUUUUAACUGAUAGUGGUAUAACCGACCGUUUCAAGAUGGUGAGUUAAAAUUUUGUCUCGGCCGGCCAGAUGCACUCACUCUCGUACCCCAGAACAAGAGAACCCUUCUAGCACAGUCUUCUCCUGGCGGCCGACUUCAGAAGUCUUUCCACAUCCAUAGUUGACGCUAAACCCUGGGAGCAUGU
Molecule: messenger RNA, 2023 nt
Organism: Thermothelomyces thermophilus ATCC 42464
Lineage: Eukaryota; Fungi; Ascomycota; Sordariomycetes; Sordariales; Chaetomiaceae
Exons: 2
Coding region: 164-1693 (509 amino acids)
Biological process (GO): isoprenoid biosynthetic process
Molecular function (GO): prenyltransferase activity
Source: RefSeq, a predicted model, not a curated record